AUGGCAGCUCCAAUCACUAGUCAGACGUCGCAACUUUCCCUUCCUGGCGCAAGUAGCGCUGCCCUCCGCACCAUCAACGCACGAUGGCACAUUACCGACGUCGCCGACAUCAUUCCCUACAAUCUCCACCCCCAAAACCGGCAUUCCUCUAGCACCUGGAGCGCUGCAUUCCAAAAAGAACUGGAGGCAGUUUCGCACGUUGUGCGCCACUCCGAGCUCACGUUAUUCCGAGAGAAAUGCCACUCCACUGUUGAAAAUCGAUGUUCUGUCAAACCCAAAUCCGGUCAGAAAGUAGCGAAGAGAGCGACGUAUUUAACUGUUGAUGAUUUGAAGAAUAUCAAGAGGGUUUUUGGCCAUGUGCGCGAUACGGAGAUGAGGAGGGAGAAUGAGCAGUUGAGGGCGGCGGAUGAGGCGCGGGUGCGGGCGAGAGAGAGGGAUAUUAGGGAGGAUAUGGAUGCGGCGAGGGUGAGAGAUCCGUUGAAGGUUGUACGGGCUUGA
Molecule: messenger RNA, 498 nt
Organism: Parastagonospora nodorum SN15
Lineage: Eukaryota; Fungi; Ascomycota; Dothideomycetes; Pleosporales; Phaeosphaeriaceae
Exons: 1
Coding region: 1-498 (165 amino acids)
Source: RefSeq, a predicted model, not a curated record